GUCACCGUCGACGUGGUGCAUGAGCUCUUGGGUGGACAGUUUCGCCUGCUAGCGAGCGACAUGCCCCAUCAGCAGCAGCCGAGCAUCGUGGAGGCUGCCAUCAAUCAGCUGGAUGGGGACCCCUGGGAGGGCGUUGCGGCAGCCGCGGAUAGCACGCUGACUUGGGGCUCGGCGGACGCCGCAAAGGUGGUUGCAUUGAUGUACAAUGUUACCAAGGUGAACGGCGUUUGGGAGAAUGUGCCCGAAAAGCUUCGCGGCGUCUUCUGGAUGAGGGGCAACGGGGUUCCGGAGGAGGUCGCCGUGCUGCAGUAUGGUUUGUGGUCGGAGACUUCGCUCAUGUACCUUGUCCCGAGCUCUCCGUUUAGCUGGUCUUGGCCAAAGGGCAAGCCCGCCAAGGCACCGUAUGGCGGUAACUUGUAUACCCCAGACUCGACUUAUUUCAGCGCGAUGAAGCUCACCGAAGGCCAGACAGGAGAGUUCAGGCUCAUCGAGGACACACCAGAUGGAAUCCAAUGGAACCGCGAUAUUAG
This is a messenger RNA of Prorocentrum cordatum, 530 nucleotides long. Lineage: Eukaryota; Dinophyceae; Prorocentrales; Prorocentraceae. The record is from the annotation of a GenBank genome assembly.